Molecule: messenger RNA, 1589 nt
Organism: Ambispora gerdemannii
Lineage: Eukaryota; Fungi; Glomeromycota; Glomeromycetes; Archaeosporales; Ambisporaceae
Source: the annotation of a GenBank genome assembly
UAUUGCAUAAUGAGAUCUUGGUUGAAGGUUCAUUUUCUUCAUUGAGAAAAAGAGAUACUUGUGGUACUAGUGGUGUUCGAUGUGACGGGGCUAAUCCUUGUUGUUCAAAAUGGGGUUAUUGUGGAUCAAGUGAUCAAUAUUGCGGUGACGGAUGUGUCGCGGCUGCAAGCGCAGAAGCAGCAUGUAAAACUUCUCCACCUCCACCUCCGCCUCCACCUGUAAGCGGCCUUAAUUCCUGUCUGUCAAGUGUUUCGGGAAAGGUUAUUUACCCAAAUGAUGCUGAUUAUUCGAAGCUUAUUGUCGACGAGAAUAAAUGGAUCCAAUACUAUCCCGUUGCUUUAGUUUAUGCUGCAAAUGUGGCUGACGUACAGACUGCAGUUAAAUGUGCAAAGGCUUCUAAAAUCAAUGUUGCUCCUCGUUCGGGAGGACACUCAUUUGAAAGUUAUUCUAUUGGUGGUAAAAAUGGAUCCCUCGUAAUUGACUUGAAGGAGCUAAACCAAAUCAAAAUCGACAAGUCAUCAAACACGGCAAUAAUCGGUGCAGGAAAUAAACUUGGGACAAUUUAUUACGUACUCAGUCAAGCCGGCUACUUUAUUCCCGCGGGAACUUGUCCUGGAGUAGGAAUUAGUGGAUUGGCAUUAGGUGGCGGUUAUGGUUUUUCAUCCCGUAAAUAUGGUCUCACCGUUGAUAGUGUUCUCUCGAUGGAUAUGGUCGAUGCAACUGGUAGUCUAAUUACCGCUAACUCUGGUCAAAAUUCCGAAUUGUUCUUUGCGUUGCGUGGUGCUGGUGGUGGAAGUUAUGGCGUGGUCACUUAUUUCACAUUCAAAAUUAAUCAAACCCCAUCACAAAUCACUUCAUUUCAAUAUAAAUGGCCAACGAGUUCCGUAUACACUCUUAUACCAGCUCUCGAAUCAUAUGCGCGCUCUGGUACAAAUGACGUCACAUUUAAUUGCGUAUGGUCCAAUACUGGACUAUCAGUCCAGGGUAACUUUAUCGGUCUACAAUCUGAUCUUCCUGCCGCACUCGAUAGUUUCCUAUCAUCUGCACCAGGAUACACCAUUGAAAAAAUUAUCCAACAUAGUUUCUGGGAAUCUGUCGUAUACUUUGGUUAUCAAUCGGAAUCAUUCACCAAAGAUCCAACACUCUUACCAUACAAUUUCAAGUCAAAAUCAUUCUAUGUUGCAGAACCUGGUCUUUCUUCUGCCGGUAUUAAAGCAAUGGGUGAUUUCUUGGCGGCGCCUGCAUGCAAAACAUAUGCGAUUCUUGCUAUUUACGGUGGAGUGAUUAAAUCUGUGUCUUCUGAUGCAAUGGCAUUCAUUCAUCGUGAUCCGUUAUUCUCGAUCGAACUUCUAACGUAUUGGGAUGACGGCGAUAGCAACGCAAAAGCUUGUGUCUCAAAUAUCAAUACAUUCAGCGAUGAUUGGCAAGAUCGAUACGCGUCGCCGUUUAAUUAUCAGAAUUAUAUUGACCGUGAUUUGAAAAAUUGGCAGAACAAAUAUUAUGGAUCAAGUUACCCGAAAUUGGUGAAAGUUAAAGACGAGUAUGAUCCUGAUAAGUUAUUUAAUUUCCCUCAGGCUAUUGGCAAUUAA